This is a messenger RNA of Cyphellophora attinorum, 1569 nucleotides long. Its product is annotated as Succinate-semialdehyde dehydrogenase [NADP(+)] GabD. The transcript has 2 exons. Bases 1 to 1569 code for a protein of 522 amino acids. The record is from RefSeq and is a predicted model, not a curated record. NCBI's taxonomy places the organism in Eukaryota, Fungi, Ascomycota, Eurotiomycetes, Chaetothyriales, Cyphellophoraceae. Gene Ontology annotation, molecular function: succinate-semialdehyde dehydrogenase (NAD+) activity.
AUGGCCACAAACGGCAACACCAACGGCACACACUCUCUGCCUUUCAAGCUGAGCGAUCCCGAUCUGCUGCAUCAACAGUCCUACAUCAAUGGAAAAUGGGUCGAUGCUAAGUCUGGGAAACGCUUCGACAUCGUCGACCCCGGCUCGGACAAGACAUGGGCCUCAUGUCCAGACAACGAUGUCGACGACGUCGACAAUGCCAUCCAGACCUCCCACAAAGCCUUCAAGGAGUACUCGGUUCUGAAUCCCAAGAAGCGUGCUGAGAUGCUCCUCAAAUGGCACGAGCUCAUUACGGCCAACAAAGAUGACAUCGCAAAGAUCCUUACGUACGAGACAGGCAAGCCUCUAGCAGAAGCUUAUGGCGAGCUUACUUACUCCUUGGGCUUCACAUGGUGGUUCGCUGGCGAAGCAGAACGUAUACAGGGCAGCAUCUCAGUGCCAUCAGCACCCAACCGGAGGACCUUCGUCAUCAAGCAGCCAAUCGGUGUGGCAGUGGCUCUGGUGCCAUGGAAUUUCCCAAUCGCCAUGAUUCUUCGCAAAGCCGGCGCUGCAUUCGCUGCUGGCUGUACGAUGGUGGUGAAGCCAUCGCCAGAGACGCCACUCACUUGUCUGACACUUGCGCACCUUGCCACGAAGGCAGGUUUCGCCCCUGGUGUAUUCAACGUUCUCACCACGUCGCUCGCGAACACGCCGGCGCUGUCGCAGGCCUUAAUUGAACACCCUCUGACCAAGAAGGUCACGUUUACCGGCUCGACUCGGGUCGGCAAGCUCGUUGCUGGCCUCUGUGCAAAGGGUCUGAAGAAGUGCACACUUGAGCUUGGUGGAAACUGCCCGUUCAUCGUUUUCGAUGAUGCCGACCUGGAGGAGGCUGCUAAUCAGUACAUGGCGCUGAAGUGGCGCCACGCCGGACAAGCUUGCAUCACUGCCAACCGCCUGUAUGUUCAGUCGGGAGUAUACGACAAGUUCACCCAAAUCCUGGUUGAGAAAACAAAGGCUCUGAAGGUCGGCCAUGGUGCAACCGAGGGUACCACUAUGGGUCCUGUCACAACACCUCGUGGUCUUGCGAAGGCAGAAGAGCAAGCGGCCGAUGCUGUCAAGCACGGAGCCAAGCUCGUGCUGGGAACUGGAAAGGCGCACAAGGGUGCGACCGAGGGUGAGGGCUCUGGCAAUGGCAAGGGUGUUGGUGGCUACUUCAUGGACCCCACUAUCCUUACUGGCAUGACACCUGAUAUGUUGAUGAGCAAAGAGGAGACAUUUGCUCCGGUUGCUGGCAUCUACAAGUUCGAGAAGGAAGAGGAGGUUGUCAAGUGGGCAAAUGAGACGAGCAUGGGUCUUGCCAGCUAUGCUUUCACGAAGAACGUCGAUCGUCUAUGGCGGAUGCUGGAGAAUUUGGAGGCUGGUAUGAUUGGUCUGAACACUGGCAACUCGUCCGCCGCAGAGUCUCCAUUUGGCGGCAUUAAGGAGAGUGGUUAUGGCAAGGAAUCUGGAAAGGAUGUUGCAGUCAACGAGUAUCUCUCUCGAAGACUGGUACUUUCACGAUUGCUGGUCAAUACUAACGUGGCUCAUUGA